UCCUCAUCUGUGGGUUGUCUGUUCGUAAUCUUUACUUAUUUUUAUACCAGGUUGUUAACUUUUUCUUAAUGAUUUCUAGGAACUUUUUGUAAAUUAGAGAUAUUAACCCUUUGUAUAAUUUAUUGUUGCAACCAUGGCAAAUAUUUACCUCCUGCAUUAUCUUUUAAUGUUCAUGUUUUUGCAAUUUUAUCUACUAUUUUAUUCUGUGAGGACUUAAAAUAUAUGAAAAUAUAAUGUACUCACAGUGUUCAAAAAUUAGUACAAAAUAAAUAGGUCUUUAUGUGACCCAUAUACCUGUCUACCAAGCCACUUUUUCCAUAGGUAACCAUCAGUAUUAGUUUACUGGGAACCCUCCCAGUAUUUCUUUUUAUAAAUAUAAGCAAAUCAGAAUCCAUACUUAUGUUAUCCCUUUCUGAUCAAAAGCAGGUGAAUACUAACUAUCCUGCUCUAUGCUUUGCAUUUUUAACCCAACAGUAUGUCUUGAACAUCUUUUCAUAUCAAUUCACAGAAAGCCUCAUCAUUCUUUAUUCAUAGCUGCAUAGUGUUUCUUUGUGAAGGUAUACUGUCAUUCAGUGGGCAUCAGACUUUUUUUGCUUCUGUAUGCUCUAAAAGAAUAUUGAAAACUUUAUGCCCCUUCACACAUUUAAGUGGAUACCUAAACAUUUUUUUUUUUACCAUGAGUUUAAAGGUUGCAAAUAAUACAUUUUCUAGCAUGUUGCAUAUUAUAAUAGGCUUUAAACACAUUUUCUUCAAAAUCUUGGAGCUAUGGAUUUGUAUGAAACGGGAAAGACAAAUCUGAUUGUCAAAGCAAGUAGCCAAAUUAGACAUACUUACUUCCUGUCAGAGAAAGUCUAAUUUCACUUUUUAUAAUUCAAACAAGCAUGUUAAUUAGACACCCUCUGUGACAACCCCAUCUUCAGAAUUCUAAGAAGAGUAGAGAGCAAGCUGUUAACAAAUAGAUGUGGUCCUGAGACUAACCAUGCUUUUUGCCUUCUAGAUGAAAGAAGGCACAAUCGUUUUCAACAUCUCCUUGGUGAUCUCAUCGAAUCGUGGGGCUUUACUUUGCUCUGCAUGCACCAGUGGCUCUGUUUCGUUACCUAUUACACUGUAACAAACCACCCCAAAUCUUAGCCACUUAGAGCAUCAAUUUAUCAUUCUCAUAAUUGUGGGGCUUACCAGGCAGUUCUUCUGCUCUAUGUGGUAUCCCUUGGGGUGCUGGGAUAGCUGGCAGCUCCAGGGUGGGCUUCCUCUGGUGGCUGGGAGGGGGCUGGGACUAGCUGAGGGUCUCAACCAGCAUCUGUAGUUCUCUUCCACAUGGCCUUUCCAUGUGGCUUAGCCUUCUCACAACAAAGCAGCCAGACGCCAAGAACAGUUGUAUCUAUUAUUGACUCCAUUAUUUUAAAAUGUCUUUUAAAGAGUUAGGUGAUACAGUCCAAGGGUCAAAAUUUAAAAUGUGUAAGAUGAUUUACAGUAAAAGGUUAUCCUUCUAACUACUAUUCUUCAGCCUCCUGUUCUCCUUUGGUGAUUUGUAUAUCCUUCAAAAAAUUUUUAAAAAUGUGUAUAUAAGCCAAUAUACUGAGUUUUGUGUCUUGCUUAGGAAAACCAUCCCACCCUAAGACUAUAAAAAUUUUUCUUCUUGAAGUUUUAUAGUUUUUUUUUUCCAUGAAUAUCUUUAGGCUUUAUUGAGUGCAUGAUGUGAGGCCAGGAUUGAUGGACUUUUCGGGAUGCCAAAUAAUUGCUGUUCACUAUGCUGAUGGUCCAUCGGGAACUUUGUAUUGUUUCUCUUCUCCCCAGUGCUGAGGGUCAUCCACGUAUGUCACAAGGUAUAGUCAAAAUAGUUUUCAUAAUUGAAUCUCCAGUGGACUUUCCAACCUGUGUCAGAAAGAGGAGAUCAGAUGAGUUGGGGCAGCUGGACAUUUUCAUUUCCCUAGUGAGGGAAGGAGAGUGUCACAGGAAUUAGAGGAAAUGUAAGCUCUAAGAAUCUGCCCCCUCCUGAAGGGGGCAGGUAGAGAAGCCUGGGAAACUUGGAGCAGUAACUUGACUCUUAACUCUGGUCCCAUGAAUUGAGAAUUUCAGCGUGACCUGAGCUUGUUUUUGUUGCAGGAGAAUGCACUAACCUUUAUGAAGUAUCCACUAUGUAUUAAGUGUAGUGCUUUGGAUUUUAUAUGCUGUUUUGUCUUUUCCUCAUGAAAAGUUAAAGUUUUAUGGGAUUAGUCUUAUCUUCAUUCAAAAGAUGAAGAAACUGAGAUGUGGGAAGUUAUUCCAAAGCCUCAGCCCUUUCCCAAUACCUCGAAGGCUUGGAAAUUAAUGGUACAGAAGGUAUAAAAAGGUUUAUAGAAUUUACGAGACUCAAUUAUUUUUAAGAACCAUAAGCAGAGUUCAUUUGUUGAAAAGUAAGGUGAUCUUUGCAAAUAGUUUUAUUUUUUCUUUUUGAAAAUAAGAACCAAGGAAGAGAGAAUUCACAUUGGCUAGUGUGCAAGUAAUUUCAUUAUCCAGCUCAAUGUGUAUGUAUGUAGGGAGCCAGGGCAUUCAGGUGAGUCAGAUAUUCUGAUUUAACAGUGGGUGGCCCUGUGUAACACACACAGAUUAUAUACUUUCCAUAAACAGACAAAAAUACUCAAGGGACUAUAGCAAAAAAGGGACUAAGUAGAAAAAAAAUGUUGAGCUCUAGAUAUGUGCUAACCAAAAUUUAGCAUUUAUUUGACAAUACAGUGGAUUCCUUUUGAUAUGGUUGAACUUCACAUUUAUUAUCAGUCCCAGUCCUCAUGGUAUGGUGCCUGAUUUUACUGGGCAGACCUGCUGAGGGGGGCUAUCUGGAAAAGUUCCUGGAGGGGAUGGAGAAGGGCAUGGGAUGGAGAGAGCAGGUAGAGGUUCACAGGAGGGCUCCACCUGGCCUAAGGAGUGAGGCUUCAGCUGUGGUGACUGGCAACUUAGCUUCCUGAUUCUCUGAUGGUGACCUCAGGGACUGAGAGAUGUGAGGAACAUUUAAGAGAAGCCAGACCUCCUGAGGGGUGAACGGCCUCCUGUCAGCCAUGAAGUAACACUACCUCCUUUGAUGGGCAGAGAAAUGACUCUUGGUGGAAAUGAGAUGGAGGAACUGUGUGACUGGCUGCGAGGGAAACAGAGGAGGGAAUAGUGAACUCUGGAUUGCAGAGGCUCAUGGAUCAGUUCUGAGAGGGUCUCUCCAAAUAUUUACCAGCUUUUUUUUUUUUUUUUUCCCUCAAGAACUCCUUUGCAAUGUAGGUGCCUUGGGGAAGGCAGCCAACCAGGUGUUCAUGCUGAGUAGGAAAUGGGAGGUCAGGGCAGUGAGGGAAGAUGGAAGGAGCACCAACUUCCAUGAUUGACUUCAUUGGGAAAGCCUCACAGGGACAUGCCUGUGAAGACCUAGGGAAGGGAGUCAUGGACUCCGCUCCCUGACUGCAGAUAUCCACCCCCACCACUGCUUACCUAAGGCCUGCACUCCUCUAUGUCUUCCUUUGAUGUAGGCUUUAUCUUUUGCCAAAAUAGGAAUAUUUCCUGAGGGCCUAAAUAUUAAGCUGUCAUCAUAAAUACCUUGGAUGGGAUGAAGUUGUCAUGGUACUUUUCACAGGACUUAAUGGAGAGGGCAUGGGGCCCAGGAUAGAUAAGCUUCAUAAGGUCAUGAAGGAGGAGAGGGGACUGGCUCUUGGGUGGGCAGUGGGGGGUAUUGGGGUGGCAUGCUGUGUUAGAGAUUCAGUGCAACCUGGGGGUUCUAUUGACUGCUGGGGGAACUAGAAGCCCCCAGAGAAGCAGUAAGGAGGGGUCAGGUUUUCACCACUUAACAAGGUGGUUUAGAGCCCAGGGCAGUGAAAGGUUGUCUUCCAUGAGCUGGCCAUGCCUCAGCCAAGGCAGAGUUAAAGAUCCUCAGCAGAGGUCGGAGGUGAGCCAGGUGAAAGCUACACAAAAGCCGAGGCAAGGCAGAAUAAUUAGCUUCUGCCUUUCCCUCCUGCUGCCUGGCCUGAUAUUUGAGGUGACAUUUAAAGCCGUUGUACAGAUGUGCAGUGGAACUGUGGCAGAACGAAGGCUUUCUGGAGCCUGUGGAGAGGCAAGGCUGAUUUCUCAGCCUCCUGGCUGGCAGCUUCUCACCCCUCCAUGUGGGGUCCUCUACUGGGCCUUGAAAGGAGAGAGGCCCCUCUGCCUUCCAGGUGAGCAUACUCUAAUGGAGGACUUAGACUCUCCCUCCCUACUGGACUCUCAGGGUGUUGGGGGAGGUGGGGUACACACUAGAAUUCAAGAUAGUGACACGAAGCCAGUGCUGAGGGUAGGAGAGGAGAGCAGGGACUGAAGUGGAUGGAUCACCAUCGCAGAACUCUCUGGGGAGCUUGUUAAAAAUGCAGGCCUCUGGGAAUGAGGCCUCGUUAUCUGCAUGGAUAACCAACCCUCUAAGGUGAUUCUGCUGCCCAUUAAACUUUGAGAACCUCUGAGAUAGAGAAUGUGUGAGGUUAGCUGGAAAGGGCCUCUUGGGAGGGGUGGACUUGAAUUUCAGUGUCUAGGUGAUACUUGCUGUAGAUGCUGUCCUCAGGUGUGGACCUAAGAAGCCCGUUCACCUAGGGACACUAAACUCAUGGGAGAGACUGGCAGGGGUCCAAGCCACCCUUGAAAUGGCAUCCGUGAGAAUGUGUUGCCCUGGGCUCCACUCCACCACUUGGGCGCUAAUCGCCAAGGGGGCAGAAGUGGUGUGGGAGGUGGCUGAGGAUGCUGUCUACUGGAGUGUUUGAUUCAUGUUACAACUGAAGCACAGCUUGCAGGGCAAAAUGGUAGCUGGGUGGAGCCCGCUUCCUGGGGCAGAUCAGUAUGUCUGUGGAUGGUCUUCACUUUGGUUUGCAGAUACCAGCAACUAUGCUACCUCCUGUGUUGCCUUCACUUGCCAGAUAGGUCCAUGUGUCUGAGGAGUUGGGUCAGUUGCUGCUGAGGGAACAGUGGCCAUUGUUGUCCCAGGAGAUGAGUGGGAAAGAUCUGAGAUUUGGUUGGAUCUCUCCUCCCUCCGUGCUGCUUGCCUUCUGCUCCAUACACUUGUGCUGGCUUUAUCUGAUUGGGAACACAGUGUUUUCAGGUUGGGGUGGGUGAAGAGAGGGAGAAAGAACGGUGCCAAGGAAAGAAGAAGGAACAUUGAAGAGAAAGGAACACAUCCAUGUUGUGACAUCAAAUAACUGCUGAACCUCCGGAUGGGCAUCGGCCCUCUGGAGUGGAUGGGCUGUUGCUGGCCUGGUGACACUGCCUGACCCUGGAAAACAUGUCUCUAUAGCCAGCUGGGUGGGCUGGAGGAAACAUGCCAAAGGGAAUAGCUGUGCUUGCUUUGACCAUGAGGAAAGAAGGAGCCACUGUGGAAGCAUUGUAUAAGACAAAACAAAAACAACAACAAAAACCUACUAAUAAGGCUGUGUCCUGGCCAAUAUCCUUUCUAAUUGCACUGCAGUUAAAUGGCAAUGCUGACAGUCUCUUGGAACAUUUUAUUCAACUUCUGGAGGGGCUACAUUUCAAGUAAGACUUAGGAGGCUCUGUGGGAGAUGAAGAAAUGAGCAGUGGUGGGCUGGGGAGCUCCAAGGAGCCCAGCUUGAUGGGUUGAAGCCAAUCUUGAGUAAAACUCCGGGCUGAAUGGGUUCACCCUGGGGCUGACCCGAUGGGCAUUGCUUAUGUUCUUAGGUCUGUUUGCGGGGGAAGUGCUUGCACCCAUAUUAUUCUUGACAGUCUUUAUUCCCUUUUCCUCUGCAAAUGAGACUGUGUGGACUGUUUUGCCCUUGAUUACUGGAGGGAGGGGAACAGGGCCAGCUUCUUUCUCCAGCCCCAAGAAUGAGACUUGUAGCACUAGCACCGUUAGGGCACUCUCUGGGACUUUCAGCCUCAUAGUCAGAUGCUCUUCCCCUGCCCCUCUCUGUCUAGGUCUCCUGCCACGAUGGGAGCCUCCCGUUUCAGAUUUCUCCCAAGUUGUGUUAGAAAAAGUCUUUUUGGCAUUCUUAUUUGGAGAUGCACUCUCUCUGCAGUUAUAAGUCAAGGGCCAAAGAAAAAGAUAAAAAGCCCUUAGUUAAUAAGUGGCCACAUUUGGACCCUCCACUCAAUCUGUGCCCAUGGCAUGUCAGCGCCGCCCUGGAGGGGCCUCCCUCAGGGUUCCUGUUAGGAAACAGCCAUGUUUCCCCAGGUCCUGCCCUACUGGAGGGCUGCCAUAUCUUAGUGAAACAUGUCACAAUUUCCCAGGAAUCUCUUAGUGCCCCUGAAACUCUCAGGAAGGAGACAGAUGGGCACCUACGAGUUACCUGACCUUAAACAAGUUAUUUAAUCUUGUGGAACAUGGGUUUUCUCUUCUGUAUACUGGAGAAAGUGAUUCCCAUCCUACAGACCUUGCAGGGCAAGCAGGAGAUGAUAGUUAUGAAAGUACUUUGUGAACGAAAAAGUACUGGCCACACGUGAGCGAUGAAUUCUUGUUAUUUGUGAAGGGCAGAACACCGGGUUACUUCUCUCUGGAGGGAGGAGGAGGGGUUUGCAUUCUUGUGUUAACUACACACUGGAGUCUUGUCCAUUUAGGGUAAUAAGAAAAUAAUGCUAACAGAGCCUGAGAGGUAGCUUCUUGGGUGGUGAUAUCUCUGCCGAGACCCAAUGCUGCCCUUUAAGAAGAAACCACAAGGCAUCUGGGGGGCAGGGGCAGGCAGUGGAGGUUGUGGCUCUGCUAGCUUUCUCCCUCUCCCUCCUGGCUUCUACCCCCUGGACGUGCCUCCUCCCAGGUCUGAGUUCUUCAGAAAUCGGCAGCCUGUCUCAUCUUGGAGGUAUAAGUUCCAAGGAAGAGCUGGUGCCGAGGGAGACAUGCCUGCCAGUUGCCUGAUGGAGACCAGGAGGCCUGGAGACCACCAUUUCUGCUAGGACAGUGAGAAGGCAUUGCUGGCAUGGCCUAAGCUGCACAGAGCUGUGAUGAAUGUGCAGAUGGCUGUUGGGUAGUUUUUAGGCUUGGAGAACAAGGUCUUCCUAGACCUGGGGACUCCUCAGGUUUCAUUUCAGUGAGUAGCACUCCCAGUCACUUGGGUCACAGGCUGGCCCACUGUAAGACGGGCUGUGUGUGGGGCAAGGACUGGGCACCCCGUCAUGCCCCAAAGGCCUUAGACAAUGCCCAGGGGCUGAGGUCUCUGCAGCUUACUCUUCUCCUUGCCUUGAAAACAACAUUGUAUUGGAGACUCAGAUGUUCAUUUGUCCAGUUAGUAAUUACUUGAGUAAUUGCGAAGUUCAGUGUUCUUUGAGGGACACAAAGAUGAUUAAAAAGCAGAUCCUACCUUCAUGGAGUUUAUGGGUAAGUAAGGAAGAAGAGUCAUAUACAAAGGAGAAGGUGGAAUGAAAAAAAUAAAAUAUAAAGGAAGGAAGAUCAGGGAAGUCUGCCUGGAUUCUGUGGCAUUUGAGUUAUUCGUUGGAAAAAUUAGGAGCAUUUGGCCAUGAUGAGGUAGGAGAGUGGGGAGAGCAUGCUACUGGCAGGAAGGGCAGGAGCAAAGGCCUGGGGAUAGAAAACCGUGGGAUGUAUGAACGUGUGGGGAAUUGAGAGUCUGGCAAGAGGGAGAGGGGUUGAGAGGUAAGGGAGAACCUCGUAUCUACCAGUAUCUACCAGGUGCGACACCAGAAACAUAUUCUUUUGCUUUGAGGCUCACAAAUACUGUUCUCUCUGGUUUACAGAGGAGGAAGCUGAGGCACAGGGAGCUGAAUAACUUCAUCGAGGCCAGGCAAGUAUUAAGUGGCAACCAGGAUUUGGACCCAUGACUGUCUCUACUAUAGAGCCUAUGCUUCAGAGCCCAUGCUGUCUCUACUAUAACAAAGGUUCCAUGAAGGGACAUAGGAAAAAAGGAUCUGUGGCCUUUUACUAGUCAUGCAGGUCCUGCAGUCUUGGGCAAGGAGAGCCGGUGGUCCCGGCAGUGAGGCAGUGAGGCAGUGAGGCAGUGAGGCAGUGAGGCAGUAAGGCAGUAAGGCUCCCGGGCUCCUGGACUGGCCUCAAAGUCCAAAAUGGCUGAGCUUCUGGCUUCCCAUCCCGCAUUCUACUGGAGGAGCCACUGGCCUCUGGUGUGGGAGGCAUGGAAGCCAGGAUGGCAGGAGAUGCUGGAAAAAAAUUUAACACAUGGACUUGACUGUGGAGUUUCAUUCUCAAGACCACUGCAAACCUCGCGUCUUUCCGAAAGCCCUUCCUGACUCCCUCCCACGCAUCUCCGACCUCCCCUUGGGUCCAGGCAGGCUCGGUCUGCACACGGCGUUGUUCUGCACUUGUUCCUUUGUUGCUGUGAAACCGGCUCCCGGCACAGUCAGCCUCUGUGUGGGAGGACUGGUGGCUGUCUUUGCAGGCAGGCAUUUGCUUAGAGCAGGCUGUGUGCGAGCCCAGCGUCAAGUGAUUCCGGCCUUCUCGAGUCAGCGGUGGUGGGAUGAGGCUCUGCCGAGGGGACUGGCUGUGAAGGAUGAGUUCAGGGUGGGAUGACGGACCGCUUCUGGGACCAGUGGUAUCUCUGGUAUCUCCGCUUGCUCCGGCUGCUGGAUCGAGGGUCUUUUCGGAAUGAUGGUUUGAAAGCUUCUGAUGUCCUUCCUAUCCUAAAGGAAAAAGUGGCCUUCGUGUCUGGGGGUCGUGAUAAGCGAGGCGGACCCAUCCUGACCUUCCCUGCUCGCAGCAAUCAUGACAGAAUAAGACAGGAAGACCUGCGGAAACUAGUGACGUAUUUGGCCAGCGUGCCAAGUGAGGACGUGUGCAAACGUGGCUUCACUGUCAUCAUCGACAUGCGGGGCUCCAAGUGGGACCUCAUCAAGCCCCUCCUCAAAACGCUGCAGGAAGCCUUUCCAGCUGAGAUCCAUGUGGCCCUCAUCAUUAAACCUGACAACUUCUGGCAGAAACAGAAGACCAACUUUGGCAGCUCUAAAUUCAUCUUUGAGACUAGCAUGGUAUCUGUGGAGGGCCUCACGAAACUGGUGGACCCCUCCCAGCUGACGGAGGAGUUUGACGGCUCCCUGGACUACAACCACGAGGAGUGGAUCGAACUGCGGCUCUCCCUGGAGGAGUUCUUCAACAGCGCUGUGCACCUGCUCUCGCGCCUCGAGGACCUCCAGGAGAUGCUAGCCCGGAAGGAGUUUCCCGUGGAUGUGGAGGGCUCUCGGCGGCUUAUUGAUGAGCACACACAGCUCAAGAAAAAGGUGCUGAAGGCCCCUGUGGAGGAGCUGGACCGAGAGGGGCAGCGGCUGCUGCAGUGCAUCCGCUGCAGCGACGGCUUCUCAGGACGCAACUGCAUCCCGGGCAGUGCUGACUUCCAGAGCCUGGUGCCCAAGAUCACCAGCCUCCUGGACAAACUGCACUCCACCCGGCAGCACCUGCACCAGAUGUGGCACGUGCGCAAGCUCAAGCUGGACCAGUGCUUUCAGCUGCGGCUCUUUGAGCAGGAUGCUGAGAAGAUGUUCGACUGGAUAAGCCACAACAAGGAGUUAUUCCUACAGAGCCACACGGAGAUCGGAGUCAGCUACCAGUACGCCCUCGACCUCCAGACGCAGCACAAUCACUUUGCCAUGAACUCUAUGAACGCCUACGUCAACAUCAACCGCAUCAUGUCCGUGGCUUCCCGCCUCUCCGAGGCCGGCCACUAUGCCUCACAGCAAAUCAAGCAGAUCUCUACCCAGCUGGACCAGGAGUGGAAGAGCUUCGCCGCUGCCCUGGAUGAACGCAGCACCAUCCUCGCCAUGUCUGCUGUGUUCCACCAGAAGGCUGAACAGUUCCUGUCGGGAGUGGACGCCUGGUGCAAGAUGUGCAGUGAAGGUGGUCUGCCGUCCGAGAUGCAGGACCUAGAGCUGGCAAUCCACCACCACCAGACCUUGUAUGAGCAGGUGACCCAAGCCUACACAGAGGUCAGCCAGGAUGGCAAAGCACUGCUAGAUGUGCUACAGCGGCCCCUGAGCCCUGGGAACUCAGAAUCCCUCACGGCCACAGCCAACUACUCCAAGGCAGUGCACCAAGUGCUGGACGUGGUGCACGAGGUGUUACAUCACCAGCGACGGCUGGAGAGCAUCUGGCAGCACCGCAAGGUGCGGCUCCACCAGCGGCUGCAGCUCUGUGUCUUCCAGCAGGACGUACAGCAGGUGUUGGACUGGAUUGAAAACCAUGGUGAGGCCUUUCUCAGCAAACACACUGGAGUUGGAAAGUCCCUACAUCGAGCCCGGGCCCUGCAGAAGAGGCACGAUGACUUUGAAGAGGUGGCUCAGAAUACGUACACCAAUGCGGACAAGCUCCUAGAAGCAGCGGAGCAGUUGGCUCAGACGGGGGAAUGUGACCCGGAGGAGAUCUACAAGGCAGCUCGACACCUGGAGGUGCGCAUCCAAGACUUCGUGCGCAGGGUGGAGCAGCGGAAGCUUCUCCUGGACAUGUCUGUCUCCUUCCACACACACACCAAAGAGUUGUGGACAUGGAUGGAAGACCUUCAGAAGGAGAUGUUGGAGGAUGUCUGUGCAGACUCUGUGGAUGCAGUCCAGGAACUGAUCAAGCAGUUCCAGCAGCAGCAGACCGCCACUCUAGAUGCCACGCUCAAUGUCAUCAAGGAAGGCGAAGACCUUAUCCAGCAGCUCAGGUCAGCGCCUCCCUCCCUGGGGGAGCCCAGCGACGCCAGGGACUCAGCUGUGUCCAACAACAAAACACCCCACGGCAGUUCUAUCAGCCACAUCGAGUCGGUCCUUCAGCAGCUUGAUGAUGCCCAGGUGCAGAUGGAGGAGCUGUUCCACGAGCGGAAGAUCAAGCUGGACAUCUUCCUGCAACUGCGCAUCUUUGAGCAGUACACCAUCGAGGUGACAGCAGAGCUAGACGCCUGGAAUGAAGACUUGCUUCGGCAGAUGAAUGACUUCAACACAGAGGACCUAACCCUGGCAGAACAGCGGCUGCAGCGCCACACAGAACGGAAGCUAGCCAUGAACAACAUGACUUUUGAGGUCAUCCAGCAGGGACAGGAUCUGCACCAGUACAUCAUGGAGGUCCAGGCAUCAGGAAUUGAGUUGAUCUGUGAAAAAGACAUUGAUCUGGCAGCCCAGGUGCAAGAGUUAUUGGAAUUUCUCCAUGAGAAGCAGCAUGAAUUGGAGCUCAAUGCGGAGCAGACUCAUAAGCGGCUAGAGCAGUGCCUCCAGUUACGGCACCUCCAGGCUGAAGUCAAACAGGUCCUGGGAUGGAUCCGCAAUGGAGAGUCAAUGCUCAACGCCAGCCUGGUCAAUGCCAGCUCUUUGUCUGAAGCAGAGCAGCUGCAGCGGGAGCACGAGCAGUUCCAGCUGGCCAUCGAGUCCCUCUUUCAUGCCACUUCCUUGCAGAAGACGCACCAGAGUGCCCUGCAGGUACAGCAGAAAGCCGAGGUGCUGCUCCAGGCCGGCCACUACGAUGCCGAUGCCAUCCGGGAAUGUGCUGAGAAGGUGGCCCUCCACUGGCAGCAGCUCAUGCUGAAGAUGGAAGACCGGCUAAAACUGGUCAAUGCCUCUGUGGCCUUUUACAAAACUUCUGAACAGGUAUGUAGUGUCCUGGAGAGCUUAGAGCAAGAAUACCGGAGAGAUGAGGACUGGUGUGGUGGACGAGAUAAGCUGGGGCCAGCGGCAGAGAUCGACCAUGUCAUUCCACUCAUCAGCAAACAUUUGGAACAAAAGGAGGCCUUUCUUAAGGCAUGCACCCUAGCUCGGCGGAAUGCUGAGGUGUUUCUCAAGUACAUCCACAGGAACAACGUCAGCAUGCCCAGUGUCGCCAGCCACACUCGGGGACCCGAGCAACAAGUGAAAGCCAUCCUGAGUGAGCUCCUGCAGAGGGAGAAUCGCGUGCUGCAUUUCUGGACCUUGAAGAAGCGGCGGUUAGACCAGUGCCAGCAAUAUGUGGUGUUCGAGCGCAGCGCUAAGCAGGCGCUUGACUGGAUCCAAGAAACAGGUGAAUUUUACCUCUCAACACAUACCUCCACUGGAGAGACCACAGAGGAGACUCAGGAACUGCUGAAAGAAUAUGGGGAAUUCAGGGUGCCUGCCAAGCAAACAAAGGAGAAGGUGAAGCUUCUGAUUCAGCUGGCUGAUAGCUUUGUGGAAAAAGGCCACAUUCAUGCCACGGAGAUAAGGAAAUGGGUGACCACGGUGGACAAGCACUACAGAGAUUUCUCCCUGAGGAUGGGGAAGUACCGGUACUCCCUGGAGAAAGCCCUAGGAGUCAACACAGAGGAUAAUAAGGACCUGGAGCUGGAUAUUAUCCCAGCAAGCCUUUCGGAUCGGGAGGUCAAGCUGCGGGACGCCAACCACGAAGUCAAUGAAGAGAAGCGGAAGUCAGCCCGGAAGAAAGAAUUUAUUAUGGCUGAACUACUCCAGACAGAGAAGGCUUAUGUAAGGGAUUUACAUGAGUGCUUAGAGACCUACCUGUGGGAAAUGACCAGUGGUGUGGAGGAGAUCCCCCCUGGGAUCCUCAAUAAAGAGCAUAUCAUCUUUGGCAACAUCCAAGAGAUCUACGAUUUCCAUAACAACAUCUUCCUCAAAGAGCUGGAGAAGUACGAGCAACUGCCUGAGGAUGUGGGACACUGCUUUGUUACCUGGGCAGACAAAUUUCAGAUGUAUGUCACCUACUGUAAAAACAAGCCUGAUUCCAACCAGCUUAUCCUGGAGCAUGCGGGCACCUUCUUUGAUGAGAUACAGCAACGGCAUGGUCUGGCCAAUUCCAUCUCUUCCUACCUAAUUAAGCCUGUCCAAAGGAUCACCAAAUAUCAACUUCUCCUGAAGGAACUUUUGACUUGCUGUGAAGAAGGGAAAGGGGAGCUCAAGGAUGGCCUGGAAGUGAUGCUCAGUGUCCCAAAGAAAGCCAAUGAUGCCAUGCAUGUCAGCAUGCUGGAAGGGUUCGACGAGAACCUGGAUGUGCAGGGGGAGUUGAUUCUCCAGGAUGCCUUUCAAGUGUGGGACCCGAAGUCGCUGAUCCGGAAGGGGCGGGAGCGGCACUUGUUCCUCUUUGAGAUCUCCUUGGUUUUUAGCAAGGAAAUCAAAGACUCUUCAGGACACACGAAAUAUGUUUACAAGAACAAGCUACUGACCUCAGAGCUGGGUGUGACCGAGCACGUGGAGGGCGAUCCCUGCAAAUUCGCCUUGUGGUCUGGGCGCACCCCAUCCUCAGACAAUAAAACAGUGCUGAAAGCCUCCAACAUCGAAACCAAGCAGGAGUGGAUCAAGAACAUUCGAGAAGUGAUUCAAGAAAGGAUCAUUCACCUGAAAGGAGCUUUAAAGGAGCCACUUCAGCUCCCCAAAACACCAGCCAAACAGAGGAACAAUAGUAAGAGGGAUGGAGUGGAGGAUAUUGACAGCCAGGGGGAUGGGAGCAGCCAACCAGACACCAUCUCCAUUGCUUCUAGGACCUCUCAGAACACAGUGGACAGUGACAAGCUCUCUGGCGGAUGUGAGCUGACAGUAGUCCUCCAGGACUUCAGUGCGGGCCACAGCAGCGAGCUGACCAUCCAGGUGGGGCAGACGGUGGAGCUGCUGGAGCGGCCCAGCGAGCGGCCUGGUUGGUGUCUGGUCCGCACCACAGAACGGAGCCCGCCCCUGGAGGGCCUGGUCCCCAGCAGCGCCCUGUGCAUCUCACACUCCCGAAGCAGCGUGGAGAUGGACUGCUUCUUCCCCUUGGUGAAAGAUGCAUACUCUCAUUCCUCAAGUGAGAAUGGAGGCAAGUCCGAGUCCGUGGCCAACCUGCAGGCCCAGCCAUCCCUGAACUCCAUCCAUAGUUCCCCGGGUCCCAAGCGCUCCACCAACACCCUUAAGAAGUGGCUGACGAGUCCUGUGCGUCGGCUCAACAGCGGGAAAGCAGAUGGAAACAUCAAAAAGCAGAAGAAAGUUCGGGAUGGUCGGAAGAGCUUUGACCUGGGAUCUCCUAAGCCUGGGGAUGAGACAACCCCUCAGGGUGACAGCGCUGAUGAGAAGAGCAAGAAAGGUUGGGGUGAAGAUGAGCCGGAUGAAGAGUCACACACACCCCUCCCACCGCCUAUGAAGAUUUUUGACAACGACCCUACACAGGAUGAAAUGUCCUCCUCUUUGCUAGCAGCCCGGCAGGCUUCCACUGAAGUACCUAGUGCUGCAGACCUUGUCAGUGCAAUAGAAAAGUUGGUCAAAAACAAGCUGAGUCUAGAAGGAGGCUCAUACAGGGGGAGCUUGAAAGACCCUGCGGGCUGCCUGAAUGAGGGGAUGGCCCCACCCACACCUCCUAGAAACCCAGAAGAAGAACAGAAAGCCAAGGCCCUGAGAGGCAGGAUGUUUGUCCUGAAUGAGCUGGUACAGACAGAGAAAGACUAUGUCAAGGAUCUGGGCAUUGUGGUGGAGGGCUUCAUGAAGAGAAUAGAAGAAAAGGGUGUCCCUGAGGAUAUGCGAGGAAAGGACAAAAUCGUGUUUGGAAAUAUUCAUCAGAUUUAUGACUGGCAUAAGGAUUUUUUCCUGGCGGAACUGGAAAAGUGUAUCCAGGAGCAAGAUAGAUUGGCACAGCUCUUUAUUAAGCAUGAACGGAAACUGCACAUCUACGUGUGGUACUGUCAGAAUAAGCCACGCUCAGAGUACAUCGUUGCUGAGUAUGACACCUACUUUGAGGAGGUAAAACAAGAGAUAAAUCAGAGGCUGACACUGAGUGACUUCCUCAUCAAGCCCAUUCAGAGAAUAACAAAAUACCAGUUGCUCCUCAAGGACUUCCUGAGAUACAGUGAGAAGGCUGGUUUGGAGUGCUCAGAUAUCGAGAAAGCAGUGGAGUUAAUGUGCCUUGUUCCCAAACGUUGCAAUGACAUGAUGAAUCUAGGACGUCUGCAAGGCUUCGAGGGCACCCUGACUGCUCAGGGGAAGCUGCUACAGCAGGACACAUUCUAUGUGAUUGAGCUGGAUGCAGGCAUGCAGUCCCGGACCAAAGAGAGGCGCGUGUUCCUCUUCGAGCAGAUUGUCAUCUUCAGUGAACUGCUCAGGAAGGGAUCCCUCACCCCUGGCUACAUGUUCAAAAGGAGUAUCAAGAUGAAUUACUUGGUCCUGGAGGAGAAUGUGGACAAUGAUCCCUGCAAGUUUGCACUCAUGAACAGAGAGACUUCUGAGAGGGUCAUUCUGCAAGCCGCCAACGCUGACAUCCAGCAGGCCUGGGUACAGGACAUCAAUCAAGUCUUAGAAACACAGCGAGACUUUUUGAAUGCACUGCAAUCACCCAUUGAGUAUCAGCGGAAAGAAAGGAGCACAGCUGUGAUGAGGUCUCAACCUGCCAGGCUUCCCCAAGCCAGCCCCAGGCCCUACUCCUCUGUUCCUGUGGGCUCAGAGAAGCCCCCAAAGGGCUCCAGCUAUAACCCACCUCUGCCUCCCCUGAAGAUAUCUACCUCCAAUGGCAGUCCAGGGUUUGAAUACCACCAGUCUGGGGACAAGUUCGAAGCCAGCAAGCAGAACGACCUGGGAGGCUGCAAUGGGACCUCGUCCAUGGCCGUGAUCAAAGAUUACUACGCACUGAAGGAGAAUGAAAUCUGUGUGAGCCAAGGUGAGGUGGUCCAGGUCCUCGCCGUCAACCAGCAGAACAUGUGUCUGGUGUACCAGCCUGCCAGCGACCAUUCCCCCGCCGCCGAGGGCUGGGUCCCAGGCAGCAUCCUGGCGCCCCUCACCAAAGCCACAGCAGCAGAAAGUAGUGACGGGAGCAUCAAGAAGUCAUGUUCAUGGCAUACUCUACGCAUGAGAAAGCGGGCGGAAGUGGAGAACACGGGUAAAAAUGAAGCCACAGGGUCUCGUAAACCCAAGGAUAUUCUGGGCAACAAAGUCUCUGUUAAAGAGACGAACAGUUCCGAGGAAUCAGAGUGUGAUGAUCUUGACCCUAAUACUAGCAUGGAGAUCUUAAAUCCAAAUUUCAUCCAAGAAGUGGCCCCAGAAUUCCUUGUGCCCUUAGUGGAUGUCACCUGCUUGCUUGGGGACACAGUGGUACUGCAGUGCAAAGUCUGUGGGCGGCCAAAGCCCACCAUCACUUGGAAGGGUCCAGACCAGAACAUCCUUGACACUGACAACAGCUCAGCCACAUACACCGUCUCCUCUUGUGAUUCUGGAGAAAUCACCCUGAAGAUCUGUAAUCUGAUGCCUCAAGACAGCGGGAUUUAUACCUGCAUAGCAACAAAUGACCACGGGACCACAUCGACGUCCGCGACAGUCAAAGUGCAAGGUGUUCCAGCAGCCCCUAACCGCCCCAUUGCCCAGGAGAGAAGCUGCACCUCUGUGAUUCUCCGUUGGCUGCCCCCGUCUAGCACAGGAAACUGCACGAUUUCCGGUUACACUGUGGAGUACAGAGAGGAAGGUUCUCAGAUCUGGCAGCAGUCGGUGGCUUCGACCUUGGACACUUACCUCGUCAUCGAAGACCUUAGUCCCGGGUGUCCUUAUCAGUUCAGAGUCAGUGCCAGUAACCCCUGGGGAAUCAGCCUUCCCAGCGAGCCCUCGGAGUUUGUGCGACUUCCAGAAUAUGAUGCUGCUGCUGAUGGUGCCACCAUUUCUUGGAAGGAAAAUUUUGACUCAGCUUACACUGAGUUGAAUGAAAUUGGAAGAGGCCGUUUCUCUAUAGUAAAGAAAUGCAUCCACAAAGCUACCCGCAAAGAUGUGGCUGUGAAAUUUGUUAGUAAAAAAAUGAAGAAGAAAGAACAGGCUGCCCACGAGGCUGCCCUGCUUCAGCACCUACAGCACCCUCAGUACAUCACUCUCCAUGACACCUAUGAGUCCCCCACAUCCUACAUCCUGAUCUUGGAACUGAUGGAUGAUGGCCGCCUCUUAGACUACCUUAUGAAUCAUGAUGAACUGAUGGAGGAAAAAGUAGCCUUCUAUAUUCGAGACAUCAUGGAGGCUCUGCAGUACCUUCACAACUGCAGGGUUGCACAUUUGGACAUAAAGCCUGAAAACCUGCUCAUUGACCUACGGAUUCCAGUGCCUCGAGUGAAGCUCAUCGACUUGGAGGAUGCUGUCCAGAUUUCGGGUCACUUCCACAUUCACCACCUGCUGGGGAACCCUGAGUUUGCUGCCCCAGAAGUCAUCCAAGGCAUCCCCGUCUCCCUGGGGACAGACAUCUGGAGCAUCGGGGUUCUGACAUAUGUCAUGCUGAGUGGGGUCUCCCCCUUCUUGGAUGAGAGCAAAGAGGAGACAUGUAUCAAUGUAUGCAGGGUGGAUUUCAGCUUCCCCCAUGAAUACUUCUGUGGUGUGAGCAACGCUGCCAGAGAUUUCAUCAAUGUGAUCUUACAGGAGGACUUUCGGAGGCGGCCCACGGCAGCCACAUGCUUACAGCAUCCAUGGCUGCAGCCUCAUAAUGGCAGCUACUCUAAGAUCCCCCUGGACACCUCCCGCCUAGCAUGCUUCAUAGAACGCCGCAAACACCAGAAUGAUGUGCGGCCUAUUCCCAAUGUCAAGAGCUACAUUGUCAACCGGGUGAACCAAGGGACGUAGCCAUAUCCCAGCCCCUAUGGUUUCACAUAGAAGUGCAGUGUGAACCAAAGCAAGACUGAAUGUGAUUGUAAAUAAUUCUGUUCAUCAUUUCACUCCGUGCAGUUCUCUGAAUUGAGAGAUGUACCUCUUAAACCUCAUCAGUGGUUAUUCAGGGUCUGAGCAGCAGUAGAAGUCACCCUAAAUCCAGGGGCUUUCCAGAAGGUCAUUCUGAAGAAAUAAAGAGGCAAAGAGUCACAGAAGUGUUCAGAAGAAGGACAAAGAUGAGAACAAUAUUGGCUGUUAUGAAAUUUUAACUGUAUCUUCCAAAAUGAGUGGUUAACUGGGCAAACCGUAAGCUCACAAGAGUGUAAAAGUUCUCUGGCUUUGCUGAAAUUUUAAGCAAAAAGUUCUAUUUAAUGGAGAUGUCAUGUAUAUCAACUAUUCUGGUUUAGAUAACUUAGAUAUAGUUUCUUAAUAGGAUAGAUAUACACAUACAGUAUAAUAUAUCCCAUUCAGGUUUCAGAGUUUUCUAAUAUAGAGAGAGAUAUAUAUUAAAUCAAACACAAGUAACUUUGAGUGCUCCAGUUAAGACAGUAAUUUAUUUAUCGAAGCAUUACAUUGUUUUGACUAAGCACAAUUAGAUGACAAGUUUUGUAGAGCAUUUUAUAAAUCUUGUAUAGAAAUCUUUUACCAGAACCUGUGCAUUAAGAGAAAGCAACAUUGCCCUUUUGAAUGAGAUAAUUUUUUCUGUCAAUCACAGGUUAUUUGAUUAAGAUAGGUUCUUUCUGUAUAUGAAAUGCUACCCGCAAAUUCACUGGCAGCUCAGAGUUAAUCUGGCAAGAAAGCCCGCCAGGAAAUAAGUUCAAAUACACUAUGAGCUGCGGGGGUAUUUUUGUGUCUACACCAGGUUUGAAAUAAAUAAACAAAUAUAAGAGGUUCAUACAAAAGGGCAAAUGAAAACCUUUCCUACAGUUCCUAUGAACAACGUACCAACACUUUCUGAUUUCUUCUACGGCUGUAGAAUACCAUCUUUCAGAAAGUUGGCUGACUUUAUUUCUAACUCCUUAUUGAAGCUAAGGGGUGCUUACUAAAAGGAGGCAGCCAUAUAGGCCUUUUAAAGGCCUGGUCCUAAGUCCUUUUUAAAGCCAUGGAACAAAACCUGAUACACCACCCUAACAGAGCAUUAAGUUGUAACUGAGAUUGCAAUACCUGUCACCACUCAGCCGCUGAUAGUUCUCUGAACCAAAAGGACUAAUUGUGCUUUGAGGCCAAUCCUGCUUUCUGGUGUAUAUUCUCCAUAAAAGAUUAUUAUUAACUGCUCUUUUUCACUCUGGUGGAAAAAAAAAUUAAACCUGGGCAUUUCAUGGGUUUUCUUUCUUUAUUGUUGUUCGUUUGUUUUGGAGGGAGGGAGUUUGUUUUUUGUGUUUGUACAUGAUCCACCCUUAGUUUUCUAGAAUAUGUGUUGAAAAUAGAUAUUAUUAUGCAAGUAAGAUUUUAAAAAUGUAACUCAAGUGUUUGUUCAAAUCAGGUUUAACGGCGUUGCUUCUCUCCUAUAAUGGGAUAGAGAAAAUUAAAAUCACACAGUACAGAAGUGCAAGAAGAGAAUAUAUGAAGGACGAAUAGAACUACAAACCUAUCUAAAUGAAAAAGAAAUGGUGGAAACUAAGCCUGAACUUUACAUAUAAAAAGCAUUAUUCCCACAGUGGAAAUGUAAAAUUAAAAAUCAUCAUCAUUUUUUUUCCA
Molecule: messenger RNA, 19131 nt
Organism: Cercocebus atys (sooty mangabey)
Lineage: Eukaryota; Metazoa; Chordata; Mammalia; Primates; Cercopithecidae
Gene: KALRN
Product: kalirin, RhoGEF kinase
Exons: 60
Coding region: 8449-17409 (2986 amino acids)
Biological process (GO): axon guidance; intracellular signal transduction; protein phosphorylation
Cellular component (GO): cytoplasm; postsynaptic density
Molecular function (GO): ATP binding; guanyl-nucleotide exchange factor activity; protein kinase activity
Source: RefSeq, a predicted model, not a curated record